GCUCACUCGCCCGCCGCCAGGCUGCGGCUCCCCGUCCCGGCCAGGCCCGCGGGAGGCCGAGGGGCGCCCCUCGCCCGCGGUGACUGCGCUUCCGCCCCUGAGACGUCAGCCGCCCACCACCCAGGCCCCAGGGCCGUAGCCGGGGUAACACAGUGACUUCCAUCCGGGGCCGGCCCCUUCUCCCCGCCGCUGUGGGGCUGGCCCUCCAGGGGGCGGCCUCUGCCUUGCCGGGCUGUGGCGGGCGUGUGGCUGCCGGCCCCCGCCUCUGCUCCACAGCCGGGCGGCACGACCCAGCCUGGAGCGCAGGCCAGUCCGAGAGCAGGGGCUCUCUAAAUCCACACAGUCCCAGGUGGUGCCCUUGCCGCGGCUCUGCUCCGCCCUUCCCUUCUCCUCCUGGCCCGGGGAGAAGUCCUUGGCCAGAUGCUAUGGAGCCGAGCGCCCGGUGCUUGGCAGUCCUCGUCGCUCUCCUUACUGGCCGACCCACGCUGUCAUUCUGAUGUGUGGGCCUUUCUGGAGCUGGGCACGAGUGGCAGCUACAAUGACAGCCUGCAGGCCUACGCGGCUGGCGUGGUGGAAGCCGCUGUGUCCCAGGAGCUCAUCUACAUGCACUGGAUGAACACGGUGGUGAACUACUGCGGCCCCUUCGAGUACGAGGUCGGCUACUGCGAGCGGCUCAAGAGCUUCCUGGAGGUCAACCUGGAGUGGAUGCAGGAGCAGGUGGCGCUGAACAAGGACUCCGUGUACUGGCACCAGGUGCGGCUGACCCUCCUGCAGCUGAAAGGCCUGGAGGACAGCUACGAAGGCCGUGUGAACUUCCCGACUGAGAAGUUUACCAUCAAACCCUUGGGCUUCCUCCUGCUGCAGAUCUCGGGGGACCUGGAAGACCUGGAGCCCGCCCUGAAUAAGACCAAGGUCAAGGCUGCCCUGGGCGCAGGCUCCUGCUCCGCCCUCAUCAAGCUGCUGCCGGGCCAGAGCGACCUCCUGGUCGCCCACAACACCUGGCACAGCUACCAGCACAUGCUGCGCGUCAUCAAGAAGUACUGGUUCCAGUUCCGGGAAGGCCCACGGGAUGACGACCCCCUGGUUCCCGGCAACAAGGUGGUCUUCUCCUCCUACCCCGGCACCAUCUUCUCCUGCGACGACUUCUACAUCCUGGGCAGCGGGCUGGUCGCACUGGAGACCACCAUUGGCAACAAGAACCCGCUGCUGUGGAAGUACGUGCAGCCCGGGGGCCGCGUGCUGGAGUGGGUGCGCAACCUGGUGGCCAACCGCCUGGCCCUGGACGGGGACUCCUGGGCAGACGUCUUCAAGAGGUUCAACAGUGGCACGUACAACAACCAGUGGAUGAUUGUGGACUACAAGGCGUUUGUCCCCGGCGGGCCCAGCCCGGGGAGCAAGGUGCUCACCGUCCUGGAGCAGAUCCCGGGCAUGGUGGUGGUGGCGGACAAGACCUCGGAGCUCUACGAGAAGACGUACUGGGCCAGCUACAACAUCCCGUCCUUUGAGUCUGUGUUCAACGCCAGUGGACUGCAGGACCUGGUGGCCAGGUACGGGGACUGGUUUUCGUAUGACGGGAGCCCCCGGGCCCAGAUCUUCCGGCGGAACCAGUCGCUGGUGCAAGACAUAGACUCCAUGAUCCGGCUGAUCAGGUACAAUGACUUCCUCCACGACCCCCUGUCCCUGUGCAAGGCCUGCGAGCCCCAGCCCAACGCGGAGAACGCCAUCUCCGCCCGCUCCGACCUCAACCUGGCCGACGGCUCCUACCCCUUCUCAGCCCUGCGCCAGCGCUCCCACGGGGGCAUCGACGCGAAGGUGACCAGCAUGUCGCUGGCCAAGGCCCUGAGCCUGCUGGCGGUCAGCGGCCCCACGUGGGACCAGGUGCCCCCGUUCCAGUGGAGCGCCUCGCCCUUCAGCAGCCUGCUGCACAUGGGCCAGCCCGACCUCUGGAAGUUCUCGCCCAUCCGGGUCUGGUGGCAGUGAGGCCCGCCACUCUGCUGCCUUCGCCCCUGCCGCCCCGCAGGGCCCACCUGCCGUCAGCCCGGCCUCUGCCUGCCCCGGGACCUGCUGUGCACUGAGUGGGCAGAGUCUGCUGGAUCGUUCUCCGGGUCAUCUCCCCAGGGAGCGGCAGGGGCCCGGCCGGCUCCCCCGUCCCUGGAACGUCUCCUUUGCCUCCCCGCGACUUGCUCUGUCUCCGGCUUCUUGAUCCCACCUCUGGGGCCCCAUCCUGGUGUCCCUUCCUCCCGAGGGCUUGGAGGGGUCCUGGCGUCAGGCCCUGGGCCCCCGCAGCCCUCCAGCCUGGCUCCUGCUGGCGGCGCCCGUGGGCUUUCGGCCCGGGCCCUGGGCGUCCUCUCCGGCCGGCGUCCCUGCCCCCAGCCCCACCCCGCCCUGAGCGCCCUGGGAAGCAGCCCCCGCUCUCCCUUUCUGCACAGCUUCCUUAAGGACAGAAACUUGAAAACAAACCAAAACCAAAGUUUCUGGCCACGUGUGGCUGGAGGGUCCCGAGUGUCCUCACCUCGCCAGGGCAGGCGGGAGUGUCAGCCCCCCUGCUCCCGCCCCGCGCCCCCACCCGCCUGCCCCGGCUCCCUGCCGGAGGGAGCAAACCGCAGGCUGUGCCGCCAUUAAACAGACGGGUGAGGCCUCGUGCGUGCCAUGCUUCUUGGGGCCGAGGGGAAGGCGGGCCGGCGCCCUUGCUCCUCUCAGGUUUGGGUUUGCACCACAUCCCGUGCGUCGUCCUGUCCAGCUUCUGUCCGCCCUGUGCAUUCACGCACCUGCCAGCCCACCUGCCCACCCAUCUGCACAGCCCCACCAUCCGUCCGUCUUCCAUCCAUCUGUCCACUCAUGUCACAUCCAUCCAUCCACCCAUCCACUCGCUAACUUCUGUCCAUCCACGUAUUUAUCCACCCACCCACCCAUCCGCCCACACGCCUUCACCCAUCCACCCAUCUGUCUUCCACUCACCUAUCCAUAUCCAUCCCUCUUCCAUUUUCCGUCCAUCCAUCCGUCCACCCAUCCACUCACUAACUUCUGUCCAUCCACUUAUUUAUCCACCCAUCCGCCCACACGCCUUCACUCAUCUACCCAUCCAUCUUCCAUCCAUCCAUCCACCUAUCCAUCCAUCUGUCACCCAUCCAGCCCUCCGUCCAUCUACCCGCCCACCCACCCGUGAAUAUCUGUCUGUUCGUUUUCCAUCCAUCAUCCAUCAUCCAUCAUCCAUUCAUAUCCAUUCAGCCAUCCAUCCAUCCCGAUGUUCUGGGUCCUCUUCUGGGGCCCUGUUAACCACCAAGACCUCCCUAAAUCGUGCUGUGAGGUACAGACGCCUCCCCGUCUGCUGUCUCUCACACUGUCCCAGUGCUGUGUGCUUGGGGGGAGGAAAGCACACGGUCCAGAGACCUGGGUUCGAAUCCUGCCUCCACAUCUUGUUAACUAUGGACUCGACCUCCCCGAGCCUUGGUAACCUGACCUGUAAAAUGGGGUCACGAUGUGAGCAGCAUUUCCCUGGUGGGUGUUUUGCAGCCCGCACAGGGCCCCUCAGCAUUCAUUCAUUAGCAAAUGCUUAUCGAGCCUCGGUUCGUGGUCCCGGGGUUGCUCAUAACAAGCGCUGCAAAGACCCCCUGCUCUCAGCAGACACAAUAAACAAACGUGCCGCGUGUGC
Molecule: messenger RNA, 3652 nt
Organism: Microcebus murinus (gray mouse lemur)
Lineage: Eukaryota; Metazoa; Chordata; Mammalia; Primates; Cheirogaleidae
Gene: PLBD2
Product: phospholipase B domain containing 2
Biological process (GO): phospholipid catabolic process
Cellular component (GO): extracellular region
Molecular function (GO): glycerophospholipase activity
Source: RefSeq, a predicted model, not a curated record